CUCCCCGUCCCCUCCCCGUGCAGCCGCCACCUCCGCGCUCCUCCUCCUCCCCCCCUCCCCUCGCAAAUAGUCCCGCGGGCCGCCCCCUCCCUCCGCCCGCGCCCCUCCUGCCGCCGCCUCGCGCACACAAUGGCGCUGAAGAGAAUCCACAAGGAGUUGAACGACCUGGCACGUGAUCCUCCAGCACAGUGUUCAGCAGGGCCUGUCGGGGAUGACAUGUUCCAUUGGCAAGCUACAAUAAUGGGACCAAACGACAGUCCCUAUCAAGGUGGAGUAUUUUUCUUGACAAUUCACUUCCCAACAGAUUAUCCCUUCAAACCACCUAAGGUUGCAUUUACAACAAGAAUCUAUCAUCCAAAUAUUAACAGUAAUGGCAGCAUUUGUCUUGAUAUUCUACGAUCACAAUGGUCCCCAGCACUAACUAUUUCAAAAGUACUUUUGUCCAUCUGUUCUCUGUUGUGUGAUCCCAAUCCAGAUGAUCCUUUAGUGCCUGAGAUUGCACGGAUCUACAAAACAGAUAGAGAAAAGUACAACAGAAUAGCUCGGGAAUGGACUCAGAAGUACGCGAUGUAAUUAAAGAAAUUAUUGGAUAACCUCUACAAAUAAAGAUAGGGGAACUCUGAAAGAGAAAGUCCUUUUGAUUUCCAUUUGACUGCUUUCUAUGAGCCCACGCCUCAUCUUCCCCUGUGCACAUGUUUACCUGAUACAGCAGUGCUGCGUGUUGUACAUACUUGGAACAACAAACUAGAAAUACUGUAUUUCCCCGUACCAACAUUGACUCCUAGCAGAGAAGUGUGUGUGUGAAAAGCUGGUUCUUCAGUCAUAACUUUGUGAGCCUAAAAGCAUUCCUUGCUGAGUUAAAUUGGGAAAUCAAAUGGGAAUGGGGAGAGUUCUGGUGCGUUUCAGAUUUUCUAGGGACAGUGUUGCUGAUCCAUGAAGGAUUUUAAAUGGAAUCCUUUUAAACUCAUAACAGUUAUGAAAAGCAAGGUGAAGAACUUGAAGCUGUUUCUGUAUUCAUUUUAUUCUGAAGGACCUACACCUUAGGUAAAUGUUAUGACCAAUGAGAAACUGUACCCACAUCCUGUGUUUAAGGUCUAAGUUUAACCGGUCACCAUUUAAAUGGAUUGGAGCUAUUAGUGCAUCAAGUGAUGUUGAUUUGUUUCAACUCUCUCCCUCCCUUCAUACUUUUUUUGGUUUGUAUGUGGUUUCUCAGUUAAUACCUAGCUAAUAGCUCUUAUUUUUUCUUAAGUUUUUUAACUGCUUAGGUCUUUCUGGAUGUAAGGGUAAAAAAAAAAAUCCAUAUGACAGAAAACUUGUGUGUAUUUAAAGACCCAACUGCUCCCCUGGAGCUUGUACGUUCAAGAAUGAAUUAAUCUGUGUAAUAAACUGAUUACUACAGUCAUUACAUAUAA
Hirundo rustica (Barn swallow) is the source of this 1412-nucleotide messenger RNA. It is a transcript of the gene UBE2D2, whose product is annotated as ubiquitin conjugating enzyme E2 D2. Bases 130 to 573 code for a protein of 147 amino acids. NCBI's taxonomy places the organism in Eukaryota, Metazoa, Chordata, Aves, Passeriformes, Hirundinidae. The transcript has 7 exons. Gene Ontology annotation, cellular component: nucleus. Gene Ontology annotation, biological process: protein K48-linked ubiquitination; ubiquitin-dependent protein catabolic process. Gene Ontology annotation, molecular function: ubiquitin conjugating enzyme activity. The record is from RefSeq and is a predicted model, not a curated record.